Messenger RNA from Cuscuta epithymum, 1188 nucleotides. Lineage: Eukaryota; Viridiplantae; Streptophyta; Magnoliopsida; Solanales; Convolvulaceae. The record is from the annotation of a GenBank genome assembly.
CCAACUUGUUUUAUAAGGGCCAAGCCGAUCCAGUUCACCAGACAGACAUCACCGAGCUCAGGGAAUAUGGCGAAGCCGCUUGGACCGACGGGGGAGUUCUUCAGGAGGAGGGACGCGUGGAGGAAACACCCGAUGCUGUCGAAUCAGUUCCGCCAUGCCACUCCUGGCCUUGGCAUCGCCCUUGUCGCCUUCGGCGUCUACCUCGUCGGCGAAGCCGCCUACAACAAGAUCUAUGCUCCUCAUUCUCAUUCUCACUCCACCUCCUCCGCUUCUCAUUCCCACUGAGAACACUCAUCUCUCAAAAGAUGAACCAAUUAUCUGGUGUGGAUGGUGUUUAAUGUCCCUUACCUUGGAUUAUCUAUUCUUAUCAAUAAUAUAUACUCCUAUCAAACAUGGACUUGUCUUCAAUUAGGCCGAAACAUUUCACUAUAACUGAUUUGCGAUUAGGUGGUUUGUAUUGGUUACUUGUGUUGCAAAGUUUGAUGGUUAUUUGACGACAAACUUUAUUACCGUUUUCUUCCUUUUGUCACAAAGGAUAUUCCAUUCACUGAUACACAAUUUAGAGUGUUUGCGAUUGCUUGUGCUUUUCAAAAGUGAUUUUUUAAGAGAUUUUAGUAAAAGUGAUUUGUAGUAAAAGUAGGUAGUGUUUGGAAAUAAAAGUGAUUGUGAUUAAAAUGUAAAAGUUGAAGUGUUUGGUAGAAAAGUGAUUUUGGAUGUAAUAAAUUAUCAAAAUACAAAAAUACCCUUAUAACACAAAAUACCCUUAUCAAAAUACAAUAAUACACGAGUCCUAUUGAUGUAACUCUGUAACAGCAAAUAAAUACGGAGUAUUAUUAAUCAUACGAUAGUAUAUACAUACUCCAUAGAAGCCAAGGGAGGGGACUUCAAAAAAACGAAGCUAAGUGACGGACAUAAAAAAAAAAGCCAAGUGACAGACUUCAUAAAAAAAACGAAGCCAAGUGACGGACCAGCAGCCCGCAAGAUCAAGGUGCAGUGAGGAAGAGAGCAAGAAUGCAAGAUCGAGGUGAGGAAGAGAUGUUGAUAAAGAUUUUGUUCUAAUAUACAUAAUCAAAUUAUUACGUAUAAAAUGUUAUUGAAUUCCUAUCGAUGUGAAUUUUCAAAAUAUCAACUUUUUAUAAUGUUUACUAAUCUAUAAUUAAAUAAAAUUACCGUCAAAGUUGUGUGUUG